AUGACUGAAGCACAAGUUGGACUUCUAAUAAAAGCGGCUUCUAUAUUAUCUCAAAAUGAAAAUGAUGACACUAGUCAAAUAUUAAAAAGUUAUUACUUGACACGAUGUAAACUAAUAACUAAAGGCUUUGGUUUACCUAAAAAGCAAUUUUCGGAUCAAGUACGAUGUUCUCGAUGCUGUAUCGAAUGGAAUAUUGAAACAAAAGUGAAGUUAAAACCAAUAAAAUUAAGUAAAAGACAAAGGAGAAGAAUAAAAUCUCAAGCCAAACUUCCAGAUUCAAAGAACCAAACACAUUUGUUACACAGUAACGAAUUGAUAAGAACAUGUUCAUUUUGUGGUAGAAAUACAAAAAGUUUAUUGCCAAAACCUAAUAAUUCAAAAAUAAACCUAAUAACAGAAGAGAAAAACAUAAGUAACUCAAAUAAUGUUAAAAUACAAAAGAAACAGACUGUAAAAAAGAAUAAUAAUUCUAUAAAUCAAGAGUUCCAAUCAAAUGUUUACUGUGAAUCAAAACUUGCCUUCUCUUUGAAUCUGAAGAAAAAUACUAUUCACACUUCCAUAAAGCAAAAACCUAAAAUAAUAAAAAACAAUAAGAAGAAAAAAGAUAAAUUUGCUGGACUGUGUCAGAAGGCAGUAGUUGCAGCAACACAAUUAAAACAAGUGAAAGAAAAUAAACUAAAUUUAUUUUUGAAACCAUCAAUCUCA
Brenthis ino (lesser marbled fritillary) is the source of this 705-nucleotide messenger RNA. The record is from the annotation of a GenBank genome assembly. Lineage: Eukaryota; Metazoa; Arthropoda; Insecta; Lepidoptera; Nymphalidae.